AUGCGUUCAAUUUCCAGAGCCGCUCUGCGGCCGUAUGUUUGCCAUUCAUGUCGCAAUGGAAUCGGAGCCGGUCGACGUCGAUUCGGGACCAAUUCGAGCCAAACACCCGAGAUCUACGACGUGGUCUGCGUUGGUGGUGGCCCGGCGGGCCUAGGACUUCUGGCGGCGCUUCGAGCUUCCCCCGUCACCUCAAAGUUGAAAGUCGCCCUCGUCGAAAGCCAAGAUCUCCGCAAGGCCCGCAGCUGGAACCUCGAUUCAACCCAGUUCUCCAAUCGAGUUAGCAGUUUGACACCCUCGACCGUUGAGUUCUUGCGCAAGAUUAAAGCAUGGGAACAUCUCGAUGUCGACCGAGUACAGCAAUACCAGGACAUGCAAGUGUGGGAUGGGGAGACGGGCUCACGCAUAUCGUUUGACUGGUCGACGGAAACAUCACCAUUCGAAGAAAUGCGCACCGUCGCUACGAUGACAGAAAACGCCAAUCUCGUACGCGGUCUACUAUCGCGCAUUGAGGCUUCAGGCGACGAAAACCUUACUCUCUUUUCCAACACUACGGUUGCCUCAAUUGAGAAUGGAUCCGAUCUUCAAAGCGAAGGGCCUGACCUAUCCGCCUGGCCCAUAAUAUCCGUUGCGCCCACUGCACCAGGCGCCCAAGCGCAGUCCCCAACUCGAAUUGCUGCGAGACUGCUAGUUGGAGCCGAUGGAAUCAACAGCCCUGUCCGGUCAUUCGCAGAUAUUAGUACACAAGGAUGGGAUUAUAACCGACACGGCAUCGUCGCAACUCUUGCCCUCGGCAACCCAGACAAGCCAUCUUUCCCAGCCAAUAUGCGCACAGCCUACCAGCGCUUCCUGCCUGCUCUUGGUGGCCCUAUCGCUCUCCUUCCCCUGCCAAACAACCACGCUACCCUCGUCUGGUCAACGACACCUGAGAAUGCGGCCUACCUCAAAUCCCUCUCAACCCCCGCUUUCCUGGCGAUGGUCAACGCCGCCUUCCGCCUCUCCAUGACCGACCUCACUUACAUGGUGGGCAUGGAGCGAUCCUCAGAUCAAUUCUCCCACGAAGACGAGCUCAUCUGGCGUCUCCAGCACACCCCUAAUCAAUCACAAAUCCCACCCUCCGCCAUCGGCGUCCAAGAAGGAACCGUCGCCUCAUUCCCCCUUCGUUUCCGCCACGCCUCGCAAUAUAUCUCGCCGCGCGUUGCGCUGGUCGGAGACGCUGCACACGUCAUCCACCCGCUCGCAGGCCAAGGUCUGAACCUCGGCAUGGCAGACGUAGCUGCUCUUUCACGGACGAUCGAGUAUGCCGUUUCGCACGGUAUGGAUAUCGGCGAUCUUCUCACUCUUGAGCGUUACUCUUCCGAGCGAUACCUGCCUAAUGCUAAGAUCGGCGGCGCUUGUGAUUUGCUGCACAAGAUGUAUACUAUUCCCGGCCGGGGACCUAUCACCUGGGCGCGCAGCCUGGGCUUGGAUGUGAUCGAUCGAUUGCCUUUCGUCAAGUCUUUCCUGAUGAAGAAUGCGGAGGGUUACUAG
Molecule: messenger RNA, 1527 nt
Organism: Penicillium waksmanii
Lineage: Eukaryota; Fungi; Ascomycota; Eurotiomycetes; Eurotiales; Aspergillaceae
Product: putative ubiquinone biosynthesis monooxgenase (Coq6)
Exons: 2
Coding region: 1-1527 (508 amino acids)
Biological process (GO): ubiquinone biosynthetic process
Cellular component (GO): mitochondrion
Molecular function (GO): FAD binding; 2-octaprenyl-6-methoxyphenol hydroxylase activity; oxidoreductase activity, acting on paired donors, with incorporation or reduction of molecular oxygen, NAD(P)H as one donor, and incorporation of one atom of oxygen
Source: RefSeq, a predicted model, not a curated record